AUGAUCAGCAGCAAAGUUCCCCUGGAGGAGCUGAAAAGCCUGGUUCGCGCCGAACUGAACUUUGACCGAGCCUUCAGUGUCCUGCAGCGCAAGUAUGACUUUCAGUACGAGAACCUGGUUGAGGUGUUGGAGGCAAUCGACUCGGGGGAAAUAGACAUCAGCAGCGAGGAGGAAAAAGGCAGCCAUGUCACCAGCUAUCACUUCAGUGACGACGAGGAUGAAGAGGGCGACAAAGGAAACGACAGUGAGGAUGACGUGGACGACAGCGCUCAAGAGGUGACCAAAGAAGAUGGCAAAGAUGACGACGAAGAAUACGUCAGCGUUGGCAGCAGCGCCAACAGCGAAAAUGAAGACCAAA
Rhagoletis zephyria (snowberry fruit fly) is the source of this 358-nucleotide messenger RNA. RefSeq names its product ribosomal L1 domain-containing protein CG13096-like. The record is from RefSeq and is a predicted model, not a curated record. NCBI's taxonomy places the organism in Eukaryota, Metazoa, Arthropoda, Insecta, Diptera, Tephritidae.